This is a messenger RNA of Rhododendron vialii, 1507 nucleotides long. RefSeq names its product PRA1 family protein E. The coding region runs from base 218 to 847 and encodes 209 amino acids. Gene Ontology annotation, cellular component: Golgi apparatus; endoplasmic reticulum. Gene Ontology annotation, biological process: vesicle-mediated transport. Lineage: Eukaryota; Viridiplantae; Streptophyta; Magnoliopsida; Ericales; Ericaceae. The transcript has a single exon. The record is from RefSeq and is a predicted model, not a curated record.
GUAAGUGGACGUUGAGUUAGAAUUUCGUUUCUCAUUUCUCAAUUGCCGUCCAACCAUUUUAAGACACCAAGCGUGGCGCACCUGCAUAUCUCCGCCCAUCACCUCCCCCAUCGAGAAGAAACCCCUCCCCUCCCUUAAUUAGGGUUUCUCUCUCUCUCUCUCUCCAAAUCACGCAUUUUCCUGAUACGGAUCAUCUUCAUUUGAUUACGCCCUAAUAAUGUCGACAAAAUCCACCCCAGGUUACAACACGCUUCCUUCCAACAGCCGCAAGCCCCCCCUCCCACCACCACCAUCACCGCCGUCAACCUUCAUCUCACGCGCCAAAACCCACACCCAAAGCCUAGUCUCCGCGCGCCGCCCCUGGAAAGAGCUCCUCGACCCAUCCUCCCUCUCCUUGCCCGACUCUUACGCCGACGCCAUGGCAAGGGUCCGUCGAAACCUCUACUACUUCCGCUUCAACUACUCGCUAAUAACUCUAAUCAUAGUCUUCCUCAGCCUCGUAUACCACCCAAUAUCGAUGAUCGUUUUCCUGGUUGUGUUUAUUGCUUGGUUCUUCCUGUACUUCUUUCGGGACGACCCGAUCGCGUUGUUCGGUCGAGUGAUAGACGAUCGGGUCGUGCUCGGCGUUCUGGGCGUCGUUACGGUUGUGGCGUUGGGUUUGGCUAGAGUGGGGCUGAACGUGUUGGUGGCGCUUGUGAUUGGGGUUGUGGUUGUUGGGUUGCAUUCUGUGUUUAGGGUUACGGGGGACUUGUUUUUGGAUGAGGAAGAGGUGGCUGAUGGAGGGAUGUUAUCGGAUUUCGGUGGUGUAGGUGAUCGGCCGCUGCGGCCGACCUAUACUCGUCGUUGAACUUCAGCCCGUUGGGAUUGAGAGAUUUGAUGAGAAGAGGGAAUGAAGGAUUAGGGUUUUUUUAAGCCAAAUCACUCAUUUGGAUUGAGUAAUUGGUGAGAAAUGGAAAGAGAAGUACAAAAAGUGUAUUUUUUGAUUGGCUGGCUCAUUUUUCCCUCUAUGGUGAGAUUUGAUGAGAAAGAGGUCUUCUUUCAUAUCACACCAUUUCUCACAAUGCAAAGGGGAUGUUAGGUUUCCAAAAUGCCACCAGAACAACAUGAAGAAUUUCGUAUCGCGGUUAUGGAUCAGCUGGCAAUUGUGGUCUUUCACAAUUCUUAUUUGGGUAAUUUGAUUGCUCUGAUGGUUCAUGUGAGUUUGGCUACUAAUGCUUUGAUUAAGGUGGCUACAUGUUUGUAUUUUGACCUUUCUCUCUUUUGUUAGGUUUUAACUUGGGUGGUAGUGAUGACGAAUUUGUAUUGUUGGCAUUAUGAUGGCACAAUGCUGAUUUUCAAAAUUUGAUUUUGGGUUUUUUGCACUGUUUGAAAAAUUGGUUUGUUGUAGUCUCAGAAGUUUGUUUAUUGUUGAUAUGGGUUACUGGAAAGUUUGUUUAUUGUUGAUAUGAGUUACUGAAACUGCUAUAAUGCCUUGCCGAAUAGCUUGAAUGUUUCAGAGAUUAAUUAA